AUGCUAUCGGAAAAGUCAGAAUUAUUAUUUGAUGACGAAGAUAUUCGUAUGAUGACAGCAUUCAAUGUUUUCUGUGGUAUUUCAUUAUAUAACGCUAAACUUUAUCAAGCGUCACUUGAUCUUUCCAAACAAUUAACAAUCUUCACAGAAAUGUCCAGUGCAAUUAAAGAAGAUUCCAGUGACCAAACACUUAAAUCAAUCAUCAUGAAUGCAAAGAACACAUUGGGAGCAUCAGGAGCUGUUCUUUAUAUAUAUAACUCUGAUGAUAAAUCAUUCCAAGUUAAAGAUCAAGUAGGAAAAGGUGCAACAAAUGGUACAACAUUUGCAGAAAAAGAAGUUCAAGAUCGAGAAGACAAAAUCUUCCAACCAGAUGAUAUCUACAACCUUCUUUUCCCUGCACAAUCAAAUAACAACUCCAAACUUGGAAAAGAUGAUCCUGAUGACAGUUUCGACUCAAUUUCAAGUCGACCAAUCACUCAUACUAAACCAGGAAAGACAGGAAGUGCAAGAGUAUCAAUGCUUCUCUCUACAGCAACAACAGCACAACUUCCUGAUUCGAUUUCUUCCAUUAUCACGAAUGAAAAGUUUUUCAGAUUCUUAUAUGCUAUUCGAAGUAUGUACAAGAAAGUUCCAUAUCAUAACUGGCGUCAUGCUGUUGAUGUCACACAAUUUGUUACUUAUCAGAUCAUGAUUUCCGGUCAUGAAAAAGUUUUCACGAAAUUUGAAUUCAAUUUAGUUGUUGCUGCAAUUUGUCGUGAUGCAAAUCAUGAUGGUUUCACUAAUAUCUACAACAUUAAAGCUGAAACACCACUUGGUAUUCUUUACAAGAACCAGUCCGUCAUGGAAACACACCAUUGUUCAAUUGCAAUCCAAAUUAUGUCACACGAAGAAACAAAUUUGUUGGCCACAUUAAACCAAGACGAAUGCAACGAAAUUUGGUCAUUGAUCAUCCAAUACAUCCUUGCAACAGACAUGGCACGCCAUUUCGAGAUUUUGAAGCGAUUCAUUGAUAUCUAUGAUGACAGUGAUUUCACAACGCAACGCCAUGAUCACCGCGUUAUGUUGUUGUAUAUGAUUCUUAAGUGUGGUGAUAUUUCAAACGUUUCUCGUCCAUUCGAACUUGUUGAUAGAUGGUGUGAUUAUUGCCUGAAGAAUGAUAGAAGCCAUUUAGAUAAAGCUAAAUCGCAAAUUGAUUUCUACACAUUUGUUACACUUCCUAUGUUCCAAGCUGCAGUUAAAGCUGUUCCUGCUUUAAAUGUAAACAUGCGCCAAGCUUUGUCUUUCAAUUUGGAAGAGAAAACACGCAGAAGAACUUGA
Messenger RNA from Trichomonas vaginalis G3, 1317 nucleotides. RefSeq names its product 3',5'-cyclic-nucleotide phosphodiesterase protein. Gene Ontology annotation, biological process: signal transduction. Gene Ontology annotation, molecular function: 3',5'-cyclic-nucleotide phosphodiesterase activity. The transcript has a single exon. The coding region runs from base 1 to 1317 and encodes 438 amino acids. Lineage: Eukaryota; Parabasalia; Trichomonadida; Trichomonadidae. The record is from RefSeq and is a predicted model, not a curated record.